UGACGACAUUAAGUGAGAGGUGUCUGCACACCUACUGGGUGAUUUGAAUACCACAAAGGCCCACCCAUUGUACAAAACAAAAACUGUCAUUGAGUUAUAAUAUAGUUUAGAAGGCACGUUAUAUAGGCUACACGUAAAUCCUGAUUCUUAUGCUUCAACUCCUGGAGAAAGUGUACAUAUAGCUCAACAUGCUCGGAGUUAAUAACAUUAAGAGCUCAUUUAAUUGAUAGAAGUGAGCUCUGAGGGGCUCCACUGCAGGGUUAUGACUCAUUUAGCUUCAAACAUUCAUAAUUGAGUGGAAACUACUAAAAAACCCUGAGAAACUGUUAUUGUAGACAUGUAGGUGUCUAAAAAGGGUCUUUUGAAAGGCAUCAUAAGCCAUCUCUGGUGUUACUGUUUUGAAUCAUCUCAGUACUGAAACAUAUAUGUAUUAGUCGUGUUGUGAGUAAAUGUUAAAAAUGAUUGGAGCAAGUAGGUGCGUUGAAAUAAUAAUACAUUUUGUGACAGUUUCGGUAGAAUCCAAACUAUUUGGGCAAGAAGAAUACAGUAUAUCUGUAUAUUUCUGUCAUUUUCUUCAACAGAAAAUUGAUUUUGUCGCUUGUUCUUUUAAAAAAAAAAUCUUAUUUUAUUUGUCUUCCUUUAUUUAGUUGACACAAAUAUGACACAAUUAUUUCGUAGAAAAUAGUUUUAGUUUCCUGUUGACUUUUUUUUGUUCUCAGGUUAAGUAUUGCAUAUUCAUAGCAGCAGUGUGGAUGUGGUGGGAAGGCACCACACAGACACCGCUUAGAAGGUCUGAAACCACAUCCUUAGUCACGCCACUGAUGAUGAUGAUGCCUUCGCAGUGACAAACCGGAACAUUGUUCCACUGAGCGUUCUCACACAGACGUCAGUGCAUUAGUGACUUUGUUGGCUUGUUGACUGAUUAAGUGGCAGCAUUUAAACAAAAUAAAAAAGUUUCAGCUGCUGUGGUUCCUUUUGUCUCACCUGCGGCUGAUAACUGGGUUGUUCCCAUGGCUCUCAGACCUGUGUUCUUAUUGUUGCUGUGGUACCUCACUUUGUCUGUUCAUAGAGUCACGUCUUUGUGCAAUGUCACCUGCUCGACGGACUACGAGACUUUACUGAACUGUUCCUGCUCAGGCUCUCUACUGACCUAUUCAUAUUCGGUCGAAGUCAUUUGCAGGGAUGAAGAACUUGAGGUUAAUGGCAGCUGUGAAGUCAAACCACCUCAAUCCUGGUGCAUGAUGUAUCCUGAAAAGCUUGAUGAAGUUGCAGGCGUUGAAACCAUAUGCACUGCGACAGUCAGUCAAGUAUUGAUGAAUACCAGUGAGACAUCCAGCUGGUCACUGUGUAAUGUGGUGAAGCCUCUGCCUCCUGUCGAUGUUAAGGUGACAAACACUGACGAAUUCUACAACAUCACUUGGGACCACACCAACAAAAAAGACUGUCUCACAUACGGAGUGCGUGUAAGAGAAAGCAAAGACUUGUCAAAGGCUCCAGCUCUUUCCCAUUCAGUGACAGUGAAGUACUUUAUGAUAGACCAUAAGAACCUCCAACCACAUGUCAACUAUACUGUGGAUGUUCAGGCCAAAUUGUGCCCUAGGAAUCUCUAUGUUGGUCCAUGGAGCGAGUGGAGUUCCACUGCAGGAUGGAGGACUAGAGGAACUUCUGCUGAAAUUGAAGGAAUGAAUGGCUGCUGGUGGUACAUCUUCCUAUCCGUUGUUCUUGUUCUUGUUCUCCUGUUGCUGGGUUAUUCACAAAAACCGUGGUGGCAGAAAAAACUCCGACGGAUUAUAUACAUCCCCAGGCCAGAUGAGUUUUUCAAGCCCCUCGACCUCAACUAUGGAGGGAACUUCAAGGAGUGGGUGAAGCCUGUAUUCAGCGAGUACGAUUACCUAAAGGUCAACUCACGUGCUGAGAUGAUAAGCAAGAAGCAGCACGACGUCCUUCAAUGGAACGACGAGAAACAAAGCUACAGCAAGGACAACGAGAUGAAACAAAGUGGUCAUUUAAUCCACAUGCUGCAGCCUCACAGCAACUCACUGCUGUUCUUCCACGACGGUGGCAGUUCCCAGGGCACCGGUCACUCCACCGGACACGUCUCCAUCCAUACUGUGACUCUGUCUGGAGAAGAAGAGUUUGAGGAGGAAGUUGUGUCACAGAGCUCUGCACACACCCUCAGAAGUUACCAAGAUGGAGAAAGCUUUGGUUCAUAUGCGGAAGACAACAGAGAACACGCUGGCUAUGACUUGGAGGAACCUCAUAGGCAAAGUGGGCUAUUACCACAUAACCAAAUAUCGAAUGACUUAUCAGUGGAAAAUAUAAACUUUCAGCCACAUGCCCAGCUUAAUGAACCAGAGAGGGUAUCACUUGACUCGUUCGCUUUAAACGAGCAGUCAGAAGAUGGCUACCCUCACGUAGACUUGGACACUAUUGACAGUGGUUUUGGAGAGUGCAGCAGCCCUGGAGCCUCAGAUUCAAACAUAGCACAGCAGAUGGACUCUAAUUUAUUUCAUGAGCACACAAGCUCAAAUUCUAACUACGUCAAACAGUGGAUGAUAUGUAGCACUAUUCAAGAAGACUGUAGCACCUCAGAGAACGAACUCAACGAAACAUAGUGAUUAGCGCUGCUGAUUAGCUGCCACAAUCACAGUUUGCAGUGCUGUGGGACACAUAUUUAACAAAUGGACAUUAUUGUUGACAUUUUAAGAGAAUACACUUUGAUUCAAAGUAAAUUGGAAGUAUCUGCUCAGCAUAUAUUCCUGUAAAUCUUGAAAUGUUAGUUGUGCACUUUGUACUAUAUAAAUGUAAAUAGUCUGGUUUCUUUGUUUUUUGUGUUUUUUUGCUUUUGAAAUACAGUUCAAAGAGGCAGAUAUUUUGUUGGCGAGAGAGACAGGAAUGACUGAUUAUUGAUCAUUUAAAGACAGAAAAAAGAAAUAGAAUUACAAUUCACAAAUGUAAUCUUUUUAUGAUUUGCCUAAUUUGAAUGGAACAUUUAAUUAAUCAAGUUAUAUUUUGCUUUUUACAAUAUAUCUAUUUAUACUCUCACAAAGCACUGACAAAGUCAAUUAUUAUUGGACACUCCAGACGCCAUAGACAUGCAACAAGGGAUACAAAUGUUGCAUAUUGCUUUGAUUUAUACUGCUAAGGGAUGUUUUUUUUUGCCAUGUGUUACUGUAUUCAGCGUAAUUUUCUCAUGGAUAUGCACGCUUCUUGCUUGUACUGUAGCACCAGCAUGCAUGCUGCCUUAUCAUGAUGUCUGAUAACGUCUGCUGUCCUUGCACAUACAUUUUCUGAGUAACCGCUGUAACCAUCUAUGCGUUUUUUUUUUUGCAAUGUCAGUAAAAUAGCAAACUUAGAACAAAUUGUUAUCACCUGUACACAAGAAAAUAAUUGAGAAACAAAAGCUUUUACCUCUUUUACCUUCAGUUAUAUAGAGAAUGUUGGGGGAGUAUAUUUGUCUUUUUUUUUUUUUUUACCAAAUUGCUUGUUUCACAUUUAUAUAGGUUACUGUGCAUAAACAAAGUUCUGUGGGAGUGCAGUAUUUUACCAUUCUACUGGGAAAAACAAACACUGACAACAAUACAUAUUUUUUUGUGUUAUGCUUUUCUGGGCCCAUGCUGGUUCAUUUUGCUAUUCUAGUGCAACUGUAGUUAUGACAUAGCAUCCUGAUAUUAAAUUAAUUCACAGUU
Molecule: messenger RNA, 3689 nt
Organism: Sander lucioperca (pikeperch)
Lineage: Eukaryota; Metazoa; Chordata; Actinopteri; Perciformes; Percidae
Gene: il21r.1
Product: interleukin 21 receptor, tandem duplicate 1
Exons: 9
Coding region: 1011-2615 (534 amino acids)
Biological process (GO): cytokine-mediated signaling pathway; immunoglobulin mediated immune response
Cellular component (GO): external side of plasma membrane
Molecular function (GO): cytokine receptor activity; protein binding
Source: RefSeq, a predicted model, not a curated record